Galeopterus variegatus (Sunda flying lemur) is the source of this 3358-nucleotide messenger RNA. It is a transcript of the gene CBLN2, whose product is annotated as cerebellin 2 precursor. The record is from RefSeq and is a predicted model, not a curated record. Gene Ontology annotation, molecular function: protein binding. The transcript is spliced from 3 exons. NCBI's taxonomy places the organism in Eukaryota, Metazoa, Chordata, Mammalia, Dermoptera, Cynocephalidae. The annotation marks the transcript as partial.
GCGCUGGCGCUGCUGCUGCUGCUGCUGCCCGCCUGCUGUCCCGUGCGAGCGCAGAACGACACGGAGCCCAUCGUGCUGGAGGGCAAGUGCCUGGUGGUGUGCGACUCGAGUCCGUCGGCGGACGGCGCUGUCACCUCCUCCCUGGGCAUCUCCGUGCGCUCCGGUAGCGCCAAGGAGGCCUUCUCGGCCACGCGGAGCACCAACCACGAGCCGUCCGAAAUGAGCAACCGCACCAUGACCAUUUACUUCGACCAGGUAUUAGUAAAUAUUGGCAACCAUUUCGAUCUUGCCUCCAGUAUAUUUGUAGCACCAAGAAAAGGGAUUUAUAGCUUCAGCUUCCAUGUGGUCAAAGUGUAUAACAGACAGACCAUCCAGGUCAGUUUAAUGCAGAAUGGCUACCCAGUAAUCUCAGCAUUUGCAGGAGACCAGGACGUUACCAGAGAAGCUGCCAGCAAUGGCGUCCUGCUGCUCAUGGAAAGAGAAGACAAAGUGCACCUCAAACUGGAAAGGGGCAACCUCAUGGGGGGCUGGAAAUACUCCACGUUCUCUGGCUUCUUGGUUUUUCCUCUAUAAGCACACAGCCUCCUAGAUGGUGGGGAAAUUGCAAUCUGGACCCAGGAAUCCACCCUUCACAACACCCUGAACUUGCCAGAACAGGACAACUUGUUUCCAACCUCUGUCAGACUGUUGCAGUAGAAGAAUGACUUCCUUCUAAAUCUUCAGUACUUUCUUUGAAUAUUGACAAUUCCUCGGGAACCUGGCUUCUAAUUAGUUUUAGACGACAAGGUCUUAAGGAGAAAUGAAAUGAUUGAUUUGAGCAAUUUGUACCUGUGAUUGUAAAAUCAAUAUCGGAUUUUAUUGUCGGGACCAUUGACUUAUCUUCUUUUGUUUGUAUGUUGUAUUGUUAUCCCAAUGGGAGGAGUACCACUGACACCGGGAUGGAUUGCAGGUUGCAGUCAGGGCUCAAAGAAAGAGCCCAGCAAGGAAGCACCCGCCGGACAGUCCUUGACAAGUGUUCCGUGUGUGUCUGUACAGCCUUAAGGAAAGAAUGACUUCACUUUCAUUCUGUAUUCUGCACCCCCCAGCCCUCCCCGGGGUGGAUGGGAGGACUUGGGAGGGGGAUGGGGACAUUGUCAACCUGUCAAGAAGUGCUUUAUCCAGAGAAGCAGAUUUUGCACGACUGGACAAUUGGAUUGCGACUUUUGUUUUGUAUUGUGUUUUUUUUUUCCCCAAAAAAGCUUUACUUUUCUUUCCAUGCUCAACUCUCCCUUUUCACCCCCACUUUUAUUUUUCAUGCUGGGGUGGGGAGAGAAAAUGUAUUUGAAUUCAUGGGUGAGACCAAAUCAAACCAAACAAAAGACACCUGUAUAUUUUGUUUUGGAUGAGACCAAACCAAACACAUAGAAUCUGUAUAUCAAAGUAAAAAUAACAAAUGGACGAUCUGCUUAUUCUUUCAAAGAGAAUCUCUCAGAUGCACCUUUAAAACUAGCAUACUGGAUUUUAUUUUGCUUUUAGUUUAUAAUCUGGAAUUCUUUAAUAACCUGGCAUUCUUGGGUGGGCCUGAGUCAUAUAAGUUGCUAGUGGAAGCUCUAAUGACCAAAUCCCCUGAACACACUGUUUGCCAAGUGUGCCGGUGACUUCUCAGCGGUGUGUUUUAAUUUAUUUGGAUCUGCCUCUGAGUGAGCACACAGUGAUCAGGUGCUUCAAAGACAACAGGACCAGCUCCUCUUCCUUGGGAUACUCUUUUGAUCUGCCAAGGGAAGGGAUGUGUUGAUAUUCUCCUCCGUGCACCUGGCGGGAAGCCACCUGGAAGUCACAGCAGUUAAAGGUAUUCGUGGAGGCACCCUAGGAGCAGUUUUACAAAUCCUUCUUGUUUUUGCACCAUGUACAACAAUAUUAUUAAGAUAUAGCUGAGAGUUGAUGGGUGUGGGAUUCGUAUGCCAGGGAAAUGUCACUAAUCCCAAAGCAAUCAAAGAUGAGACCUCAAAUCGGAUGUUAAUUUUGUCCUUUGUGUAACAAUGUAACCGAAAUAUUGAUGAUAAAAGUCAUAAUUCAAGAUUCAGAAUAAAUGGGUUUGAUGUCUGGCUUGCUCUGAUCCCUCCACAUUGUCUCCCAACUCAAAAUGUGUGGAAGUAAAUGCCUCCUGUCAAGGAUUUGGGGAAGGUAAAUCCAUACUGUGCCUCUUUAAAAAAACACACACACAACACUUAACACCCAUAGAUGCAGGUCUAGGUAUGGAUCUGGAUAGACAUGACACACUUAGAUACAUUUUAAUUUAUACAUAUAUCUUUCUCAAACAGGAAGAUUUGGGGGAAGAUAUGUGAAAAAAGACAACAUUAAGAAAGUUUUGUGAAUAGGCAAUAUGCUUUUAUCACACUCCAUCUUUGAUAUGGUACAAGUUCCAAUCAAAUAUUUCACUGAAUACCGAUAUAAGAGAAACUGGCAUUUGAUGAUAGCGUGAGUUGUUUAAAAAAACUUGUGAGAGGAUGGGGAGGCAUUGGAUUCGAUUUUCUAAUAAAUGCAGCGGGGUUUAUAACAAUGAAAAAAUGUGUAACAUGACUAUGGGUCUAAGAUUUACUGUUCUUAGAUUAAGAGCAUAAUAGGAUGAAGAAUUUAAUUUGAAUUAAGAUGCUGUUACAUCUUGUGGGGAAAAAAAUCAACCAGAAAUUAUUUGGAGUACUUUGGCUCUGUAAUUAGAAGACAUACUCCCAAACAAGAGCAUUGUUUAUUAAUGUGAUACCAUAAAUAGAAGGAUAGUGGAAUAUGUUUUCUCUCUGCUUUAUUGCUCUUAGUUAUUUUAGUCCUCUUUCCCUCGUUUCUUUAACCUUAUGUUCAAUUUAAAACAAACAGGAAACCUCAUUAGAGAGCAAUAUAGCACAUCAGAGAUUGGAAGAUGUAUGAGUACUUGUUAUUUUUUUCACUUAAUAUAUAAUAUACGUAUUCAUUUGUAUUUAUACCUUUAUUACAUACAGGUUGUUAUUGGGUUAUACUGUCUAAUAAAUAAGUUAUUAAAUUGAGCAAUCUAAAAAUAAGUAUAUUUCAGGAGUUUAUUUUAUGUUAGAAAAAAAGCUUUAUCCUGAUUACUCUCCUAUCCAUCUUGGUGUGUGUGUGUGUGUGUGUGUGUGUGUGUGUGUGUGUGCGUGCCCCUUGAAUUGGAUGCCAAAAACUACAUUAGGCAGAAACCUGCUGGUAGUGUCUCUGAUGUUUAUCAUUCACUGGAGCAUCUGCCAAGGUUUGAUUUGGCUAAGGAUCUUUGAAGGAUAAGUGUAUGGUCUACAAAAAUAUGUAGGUCAGAUCAAAAUUCAAAAUAUAUUUUCUUUUAAUUGAGAAAAAAGAAAGAGACACCUGAAUAUUUGAA